CUUGUUAGUUUUUUGGAUUUAUAAACCAACAUACUCUUUGUUUGGAACUCGAAGUCGCAAAAUAGACAUGUUGGCAAUGGGUCAGAAUGUUUUCCAGUCAAAGUAGAUAUUCUGGCCCGUUUCUUUUAACUAAAUUUUCAGUUUGGGGGUUGUCACCAUAAAUAUCAUCUCCUACAUCUCUCUCCCCUCUCCUCUCUAUCCCUCUUACUAUCUCUCCCUCUCUCUCUCUCUCUCUCUCUCUCUCUCUCUUUCGUUUGUGUGUGACACUGUGUGUGUUUCGUGUUGUAAGCAAAUUCUUAACGAGAGACAAAACGACAGAGAUACAAAUGCUGCUCCGAAAAACCAUACACAAAACCAAAAAGUUUUUCAACAAAACCAUCCAAAGCUUCAAAACCUUCAUCUUUGGAGGGUACAAAAAGCUAACCAAAGCCCCAUCUUUGACCCUAUUAUCCACCAAUAAUCUCAAUACCCGAAAGAUGCAACAUCUAGACACCUUCUACAAAGAAUUCUGCGAGCAGUGGGACACCGACGACAACAACAUCAACCAAGACAUCAAAGUUUCAGAAAAACAUGACCUCGAAUCAAACACAAGCAUGAUCAACUCACGAGAUCAAGGAUCAGCGGCAAGUAGGCGUGUUGAAGAACAGAAAGAUGUCGGGUGCUCUAAAAACGUUGAUGGUGUUAAUCAAAGCAAUCUUUUGGAGCAGAAAAUGAAAGAAUUGGAGAUGAUGGAUGUGAAGGAUGAAGAGCAUGUGUUGGAUAUAGAAGAGGUUUUGCACUAUUAUUCUCUACUUACAAGUCCAAUUUAUCAAGGUCUUGUUGAUAAAUUUUUCACAGAUAUGUACUCUGAUUUCAAUAUUCCUCAACAACCAGUAAGAAGUGAUAGUCUCAAUAGCUCAAUAAGAAGAUUAGGCCCCUUGAACAUCUAGAAUAUAGAUGAUCACUCAUCCUACUUUAAUCUAUAAGGUGACUUAUUAAGUGUGUGCAUUUGAGUGUGUGUUUGUGUGUUUUCUUUAUUACUUUUUAACAUCAAUAUUGAGUGAUGUUUAUUGAUUAUGUAGCUAUAUAUUUACAUACAAUGAAGGUUUGCUACAAAAUUUGCCGCGUUUGGCUAAAA
Molecule: messenger RNA, 1117 nt
Organism: Helianthus annuus (common sunflower)
Lineage: Eukaryota; Viridiplantae; Streptophyta; Magnoliopsida; Asterales; Asteraceae
Exons: 1
Coding region: 327-929 (200 amino acids)
Source: RefSeq, a predicted model, not a curated record